Messenger RNA from Acanthochromis polyacanthus (spiny chromis), 3918 nucleotides. RefSeq names its product integrin, beta 1a (gene itgb1a). Bases 305 to 2704 code for a protein of 799 amino acids. Lineage: Eukaryota; Metazoa; Chordata; Actinopteri; Pomacentridae. The record is from RefSeq and is a predicted model, not a curated record. Gene Ontology annotation, biological process: integrin-mediated signaling pathway; cell migration; cell adhesion mediated by integrin. Gene Ontology annotation, molecular function: laminin binding; collagen binding involved in cell-matrix adhesion; fibronectin binding. Gene Ontology annotation, cellular component: cell surface; focal adhesion; integrin complex. The transcript is spliced from 16 exons.
GGUCUCCGCAGAGCAGCGGAUCUCUGCGGCUCUGAUUCCUCUGACCACACCGAGGGAAAGAGGUCGGCUCCGGCUCUGCUCGGAUACUGUGUCCUCCUCCAGAUAUCGAACUGUUCUCACAUUUGGUUUCGUUCACACGCACCAGAGACCUUUUCUCUGUGAAAGGAAGUUGAGGGGAAUGAGCAGCAGGAGAAACCUGCCGUGACUUUUGGGAGGAGAGAGUGGCCCCGGUGCCAGCAGGGCAGAUAGUUGGAGCGGCUCAGCAGAGGACAGCUAGCUUAGUGCUGCUGGAGGAACAGCCGAGAUGGACCUGAAGCUGAUCUUGAUGUCGAUAUUGUUAGGAGUGUUUUGUUACUGCAAUGCUCAGAAAGAGGGGAACGAGUGCACCGAUGCCAAUGCGAGAUACUGUGGGAAAUGCAUCCAGGCUGGAGCCAAAUGCGGCUGGUGUAAAGACCCAAACUUCCUGAAACAGGGCGAGACGGUGUCAAGCCGUUGUGAUGAGGUUCAGUCUCUGGAAAAAAGGGGCUGUGUCGAGGCAAUGAUUGAGAAUCCAAAAGGAGACAAAAAAGUCGAGCAGGACAAGGCCGUGACAAAUCGCAAAAAGGGAGCAGAGAAACUGAAGCCAGAGGAAAUCACUCAGAUACAACCCCAGAAACUAAGUCUUACCCUUCGAUCUGGUCAGCCACAGUCUUUUGAUUUGAAGUUCAAACGAGCAGAGGAUUAUCCCAUCGACCUGUACUACCUGAUGGAUCUGUCCUACUCCAUGAAGGAUGAUCUGGAGAACGUCAAAAAUCUGGGAACCAGUCUGAUGCUGGAGAUGUCAAAGAUCACCUCUGACUUCAGGAUAGGAUUUGGUUCCUUUGUGGAGAAGACCGUCAUGCCGUACAUCAGCACCACUCCGGCUAAGCUGCUGAACCCCUGCACAGGCGACCAGAACUGCACCAGUCCCUUCAGCUACAAGAACGUACUAAAACUGACCAGCGAUGGAAAGAAGUUCAACACCCUUGUGGGCCAGCAGCACAUCUCUGGAAACCUGGACUCUCCCGAGGGGGGCUUUGAUGCCAUCAUGCAAGUGGCUGUGUGUGGGGACCACAUCGGCUGGAGGAACGUGACUCGUCUGCUGGUGUUCUCCACUGAUGCUGGCUUUCACUUUGCUGGAGAUGGCAAACUGGGCGGCAUUGUACUGCCUAAUGAUGGAAAAUGUCACUUGGAGAACAAUGUUUACACAAUGAGCCAUUAUUAUGAUUAUCCCUCCAUUGCCCACCUGGUUCAAAAGCUGAGUGACAACAAUAUUCAGACCAUCUUUGCAGUCACAGAGGAGUUCCAGCCUGUUUACCAAGAGCUGAAAAAUCUGAUACCAAAGUCUGCAGUGGGCACUCUGUCUGCCAACUCAAGCAAUGUAAUCAACCUUAUUAUAGAUGCUUACAAUUCUCUCUCAUCUGAGGUUAUUCUGGAGAACAGCAAGCUUCCAGAAGGAGUGACCAUAGCGUACACAUCCCGCUGUAAGAACGGAGUGGUUAGUGAGGGUGAAAAUGGACGGAAGUGCUCCAAUAUCUCCAUUGGAGAUGAGGUCACAUUCAGCAUUAGUGUGACAUCUAAGGGCUGUCCAAAACAAGGCAAGCCUGAGACCAUUAAGAUAAAGCCUCUGGGAUUCACAGAGGAAGUGGAGAUUACCCUCAACUUCAUCUGUGAGUGCGAAUGCCACAAAGACGCUGUCAAGAAUAGUCCCCGCUGCCACAAUGGUAAUGGGACAUACGAGUGUGGAGCCUGCAAGUGUAAUGACGGCCGUGUGGGCAGACAGUGUGAAUGCAGCAGCAACGACGUGGCUACAGAGGACAUGGACCGGACCUGCCGUAAGGACAACGGCACUGACAUCUGCAGUAACAACGGAGAAUGUGUGUGCGGCACAUGUGAGUGCAAGAAGAGAGAAAACCCUGAGGAGAGGUAUAGCGGCCAGUAUUGUGAAUGUGACAACUUCAACUGUGACCGCUCUGGAAACAAACUCUGUGGAGGGCAUGGACGCUGUGAAUGCAGAGUGUGUGUCUGUGACCCUAUGUGGACUGGGAGUGCCUGCGACUGUUCCCUGGACAACAGCACAUGUAUGGCCAGCAACAAGCAGAUGUGUAAUGGCAGAGGAAAGUGUGAAUGUGGCACUUGCAAGUGUGAUGAUCCCAAAUUUCAAGGUCCUACAUGUGAAACCUGCCCUACCUGUCCAGGAGUCUGUGCAGAACACAAAGAGUGCGUUCAGUGCCGGGCGUUUGGCACUGGUGAGAAGAAGGACAAAUGCAAGGAGGAAUGCGACGACUUCACCUUGAUCAAAGUGAGGGACAGGGACAAGCUGCCCCAGCCCAAUGACGCAUCGUACCCUGUGAUGCACUGCAAGGAGAGGGACGCCAAUGACUGCUGGUUCUAUUACACUUUCGCUGUCAACAACGACACGAAAAAGGAGGUCCAUGUGGUCGAAAAACUGGACUGCCCCAGCGGUCCUGACAUCGUCCCCAUCGUGGCGGGCGUCGUCGCCGGCAUCGUCCUGAUUGGCUUAGCCCUGCUGCUCAUCUGGAAGCUGCUGAUGAUCAUCCAUGACAGAAGAGAGUUCGCCAAGUUUGAGAAGGAGAAGAUGAACGCCAAAUGGGAUACGGGUGAAAAUCCGAUCUACAAAAGUGCUGUCACAACUGUGAUCAAUCCCAAAUAUGAGGGCAAAUGAUGACUUCACGGUUUUCUUUGAACUCCUCUAUCAAGUACCUGACAGCUGCAGUAUUUAGGGUUUGGGGCCUGGCAGGAGCAUUUGGUGAAAUUUGUGCAUUUUUUUUUAUGUCGCUUUACCAUUAUAAUGUAUCAUUUGGCCACUGCAUCUGUAUUUUUACUAACACUUUUGAUUUAUAUGCAUUUGUUGUAUUUUAUAUGUACAGUAUACAGUAUGUGUAUAUACUUUUAAGUGGCUUAUUUGCAGAAGUUGAUGAAAUGAUGGUGUUUUUCCUGCCGCUGGACUGGUAUGGGCAGAAGAUUUAGCUUUUUUUAACAACACAUUGUGGACUCUAUGGUUAUCCAACACAUGUACAAGAACUCUUCAGCUUCUGUCACGCUCACUCAGACACUUUUGUCUCUGUUCUCCUCGUCUCUCCUUUGUGCACUGACCUUUUUGUGAGCUUCUGUGUGUUCCAGACAGGACCUGGGUUUAAGAUGUAAAUUCUCAGCCAUAGCAGCACAUUAUGUCCGUGUGUGUGUAUAUAUAGAAAACAACUGCAACAGGAAGUUUUGAAUAUUCUUGAGCAUUCAGCUUAGAUUGGACAGUUAUGUUAAAACACAGUAGAUCAUGCAGUGGUUGUAAAUGUAGUUUUGAACUGCAUCUUAGAAACAUCCAGUGUUUAAGAUUGUAUUUGACUCUUAUUGAGUAUUGUUGCCUAUCUUGACGAAGCAGAUAUACAAGAUGAACAUAAAUACCAACUAUCAUUAUUUGUAUUGUUGACAUAUUGUCAUAAAAGGGAUUGUAUACCACUUGUUAAAAUUAUUAAAUCGUGGCAAUCAUGAACAGUCAAAUUUGUAUAGUCAUGGUACAAUAUACAGCUAAGUAAUGAAAUAUUGUUCUGUUUGCUAACUGCAGUAACUUUAUUGCUCAUUCUCAGGUCCUUUGCUGUGUUCUUGUCAAGUACACCAAAAAUAUGUUUUCUGUCAGCUUGUUCAGUGAACUCCUCUGUGAGUCAGUGGUGUUAGUUUUAAUGUUUUGUUGACCGUAAGACUGAAACAAGAGUAUUUGCUGAGAUGUCACAUGAAUCACCUCUGAAAUGUUUUCACACCCAAAUGCCUCUGAAGCACCACACUCAAGCCUUUACAGUAUUGUUUUCCAAGUGCCUUUUAUUUCAAUACCAUGAUCUCUCCCAAUGCUGUUUCUGAGUUAUUUAUUAAAGUACAAAAACUGUG